This is a messenger RNA of Penicillium malachiteum, 750 nucleotides long. RefSeq lists its product as uncharacterized. NCBI's taxonomy places the organism in Eukaryota, Fungi, Ascomycota, Eurotiomycetes, Eurotiales, Aspergillaceae. The transcript has 3 exons. The coding region runs from base 1 to 750 and encodes 249 amino acids. The record is from RefSeq and is a predicted model, not a curated record.
AUGUCAUUGAACGGAAAAGCUCUCAUCACCGGUGGUCUGAAGAAUCUAGGAGCUGAGACGGCCAAGGAACUUGCUGCGCAGGGGGCCAACCUGGCACUCCACUCUAAUUCUACCAGCAGUAAAGCUAAUGCGGUAGAACUGGAAGCCGAGCUGAAGCAAAAAUUUCCGACUCUGAAGGUCGCAUUUUGUCAAGGCGACUUAACUUCUGCUGCCGCUGUGGAGAAGCUGUUUGAUUCUGUGCUUACAGAGUUUGGCAAGAUUGAUAUUGUGGUGAACUCUGUCGGAAAGGUCUUGAAGAAGCCUAUCACGGAAAUAUCGGAAGAAGAAUAUGAUUCCAUGUUUGCUAUCAAUUCAAAAGUGGCCUUCUUCAUUCUAAAGGCGGCGGCGCAGCACAUUUCUGAUGAUGGCAAAAUAAUCACCAUUGUCACUGCCCUUCUCGGUGCCUUUACUGGAUUUUACACUUCCUAUGCUGGAUCAAAGGCCCCAGUUGAGCAUUUCACGCGUGGCGAUUGCAAGGAGCUGCAGUCACGGCGUGUAAGCGUGAACAAUGUGGCCCCAGGUCCCAUGGAUACUCCUUUCUUUUACCCCCAAGAAUCACCCGAAGCUGUCGAAUAUCACAAGAGUAAUGGCAUGGGUAAUCGCCUGACCAUGGUGCAGGAUAUUGCACCAUUAAUUCGAUUUCUGUGCACAGACGGUGCAUGGAUCACUGGUCAGACCAUAUUUGCCAAUGGAGGAUAUACAACCCAUUAA